UCCGUGAGAAGCUGGUGCCUCUCAGCCAUCAUGCAAACAGCACAGCAGCGUGGGGAAUCCUGAUUGGUUGCUGAAAGAUGAAGCGAUAUGGAGGACUUUUCUUCUCUCUGCGUUGUGAGUGAGUGAGUGAGUGGUCAUCAGAUGAGAAGGUGGACGAGCAACAUGAAGAGUUGUUUUGUGCUGUUGGCUCUGUGGGCAGGUUCUACCAGGGUGCUCAGUGUCCAGCUAGUUGCUGGUGACUGUAAGAGUGCUUUGGAUCAACAUCAUGCAAUUCUGACCAUUCCUGGGGAUAACACUGGCCAUUGUUCUGGACUUCUCCUAAACAAAGGCUGGAUUAUCACUGCAGCCCAGUGCAACAUGACGGAUUUGGAGGUGAUCCUUGGUCAGAGUUCAAAGAAGAAUGGGGAGAGGUUUAAAAUCCAGCAGAUUAAAGUGUUCAGAGACAGCAAGGGAGCUCAUGACCUCAUGCUGCUGAAGGUGGAUGAAAACGCUGCGAGUAAAUUCCCCGCAGUUCGUCUUCCUGACCACAAUACCUGUAAACCUCCGGCUAAUAAAGCAGCCGUUCAGCUCUUUGGCUGGACGGGCGAAGCCUUUAGUUUUAAACACAACACCACACUCCCACCCCUGCUGCAGUGUGGGACGGUCACUGUGGCUGAAUGUGGAAGCAUGUCCAGGUACGGAGACCAUCUGAGGGAGAAGAUGAAGGCCUACAGUUACCAAACGUUGCUCUGUGCUUCACACCCCACUGACGCCUGUGACUAUACAACCGCCCACAUGUCCGGCCAGACACUGAACUGACUGACUCUCGAGCCCUCCUGCUACCCACUUCAGACCAGCUGCCCACGCCCAGCUGCCACCACCCUGUACAGGAAAGGACAGAGUCGGCUCUAUCUCCUGAGGAGACUGCGGUCCUUUAACAUCUGUAAGAAGCUUCUGCAGAUGUUCUUCCACUCAAUCGUGGCCAGCAUUCUCUUCUACGCCGUGGUUUGCUGGGGAGGCAACAUGAAGAGAAGAGAUGCAUCAAGGCUGGACAAGCUGGUCAGGAGGGCCGGGGCAGUGGUGGGAGUGGAGCUGGACUCUCUGGUAACAAUAGCAGAUAGGAGGACUUUGGAUAAGCUGCUUUCUAUCAUGAACAAUGAUAGUCACCCACUUCCCACCAUCAUCAUGAAGCAGAGGAGUGUGUUCAGUGGCAGACUGCUGUCACAGAGCUGCACAACAGACAGACUCAGAAGAUCAUUCAUUCCGAGAGCCAUCAGACUCUUCAAUUCCUCCCAUCGGGGACGGGAGGCUGCUGCUGACUGAGUUUAACCCAGUCACACUACAUGGACAUUAUUCAACUACUCAACCGCUUAAUUAUUUAUUCACAA
Molecule: messenger RNA, 1367 nt
Organism: Pygocentrus nattereri (red-bellied piranha)
Lineage: Eukaryota; Metazoa; Chordata; Actinopteri; Characiformes; Serrasalmidae
Product: kallikrein-7-like
Exons: 5
Coding region: 142-798 (218 amino acids)
Biological process (GO): proteolysis
Molecular function (GO): serine-type endopeptidase activity
Source: RefSeq, a predicted model, not a curated record